This is a messenger RNA of Drosophila gunungcola (fruit fly), 4112 nucleotides long. Its product is annotated as FMRFamide receptor. Gene Ontology annotation, cellular component: membrane. Lineage: Eukaryota; Metazoa; Arthropoda; Insecta; Diptera; Drosophilidae. The transcript is spliced from 2 exons. Gene Ontology annotation, molecular function: G protein-coupled receptor activity. The record is from RefSeq and is a predicted model, not a curated record. Gene Ontology annotation, biological process: G protein-coupled receptor signaling pathway. Bases 785 to 2449 code for a protein of 554 amino acids.
UUUCAACGUGUUCGCGCCAGGAAAAACGUUCGGAUUACGAUUUCGAUUUCGAAAUAUUUAAAAAUAUCACUCAUACGCACGGAAGAGCGAGUGACUGAAAGUGAGAGUGAGAGUGCACCGAUAUUCACAUGGCACUUGCCACUAAAUAAAUAAAAACCAAGUUUUGUUUCUUCAAAGCGAAACGGAGAAAGUGUUUUAAUAAUCACCAUUUAGUAUAUAAUCAAGUGAAAACCUGCCUGCCAGCAGCGCACUAAUUUAUAAAUAAAUAUAAUAAAUAUAUUUUGACGUGUGUGAGUGUGCAGCAUCGAUAAAAAGCUUGCCGCAGAAUUUCUUCUGAGGCGUAAUGUGAAUAAGUUAAUUAAUCGAGGAAGCCAAAGAACUCCCCCAAAAAUCGAAUUGUAGAUCAUUUCAUUCCAAUUUAAUUAACCCCAACCCGCCGAAAAACCCUUGGCAUUGAUUGUUGACUUUGUCGCCGCAAAGAUAUGCAAAUGGAAUAUGCGAAUAUCUUGCACACACAGACACACACAAGUUGUAAAUUAAAUUCCCAAGCAUAAAGUGUCGACGACGCCGGUCGAAAGCGGGAACAAAGGACAUCGUCACCAGGUGCUCGUGAACCCUGACCCGUGGCAAGAGAGACCCACAAUCAGUAGCCGACCUGAGGCCGCAGAAUUGAUGUUCGAGCGAAAGUAUCCUCUCGGCUACCCAAAUGUUACGCCCAAAAGUAUUCUUCUUCGAGUAGGGUUACGAAUCGGGCAAUUGGUGGGUCAGUAGAAGUGGUGCAGCGAUGAGUGGAGCAGCGGUUGCCCGGUUGCUCCUCCGCCUGGAGCUCCCCUCACCCGGAGUAAUGCCACCGCCGCCCACGGACUACGACUAUGGCGGAGCCAUCAGCGAGGAUGAGUUCCUGGCCAGUGUGGUGGCCACCUCGGAGGGGCCUACAAUACGAUACGAUCUAUUCCCCCAGAACCACACCAACCAGCCCAGUCUGCACAUCCUGCUCAACCACACAGAGGUGCAAACGGAUCUGCAAUAUCCGCACUACGAGGACUUGGGUCUGGAUCCGGACCCAAAUUGGACGCGUAUCUGCGAGGAUGUGUACAAUCCUUCGCUGGAAAACAAUCGCAUUGAGUUCUGGGUGUGCGGCGUUCUCAUAAAUAUCGUCGGAAUCCUCGGCAUCCUGGGCAACAUUAUAUCCAUGAUAAUCCUCUCCAGACCCCAGAUGAGAUCGAGUAUUAACUAUCUGCUUACUGGCCUGGCCCGCUGCGAUACUGUACUUAUAAUCACCUCAAUACUGCUUUUCGGCAUACCCUCUAUAUAUCCUUACACCGGACAUCUUUUUGGCUACUACAACUAUGUGUAUCCUUUUAUAUCCCCGGCUGUAUUUCCCAUAGGCAUGAUAGCCCAGACAGCCAGUAUAUAUAUGACAUUCACGGUGACCCUGGAACGAUAUGUGGCCGUUUGCCAUCCCUUAAAGGCGAGGGCCCUAUGUACCUACGGCCGAGCCAAGAUCUACUUUAUAGUGUGUGUGUGCUUCUCGUUGGCCUACAAUAUGCCACGAUUUUGGGAGGUGCUGACAGUAACGUAUCCCGAACCGGGCACAGAUGUCAUACUCCACUGCGUGAGACCCUCGAGAUUGAGGAGAUCGGAGGCCUAUAUAAAUAUCUACAUACACUGGUGUUACCUCAUAGUGAACUAUAUAAUACCCUUUCUCACCUUGGCCAUACUAAAUUGUUUGAUAUACAGACAAGUGAAGAGGGCGAACAGGGAACGCCAGCGUUUAUCGAGAUCGGAGCGGAGGGAGAUCGGCUUGGCCACCAUGCUGCUCUGUGUGGUGAUAGUUUUCUUCAUGCUGAACUUUCUGCCACUUGUACUCAAUAUAUCCGAGGCCUUCUACAGCACCAUCGAUCAUAAGAUUACGAAAAUCUCCAAUCUAUUGAUUACCAUCAAUAGCAGUGUGAACUUCUUGAUAUACAUUAUAUUCGGCGAAAAGUUCAAGCGCAUUUUUUUACUCAUUUUUUUCAAGCGCCGCCUGAGUCGUGACCAGCCGGAUCUCAUCCACUACGAGAGCUCCAUAUCGAACAACGGCGAUGGUACGCUGAACCACCGAUCCUCCGGCCGCUUCUCGAGGCACGGCACCCAGCGGAGCACCACCACCACGUAUUUGGUGGCCACCGGAGGCGGCGGAGGAGGGGGAGCCAACACCUGCGGUGGUGGCGUUGGCAAUAAUUCGCUGAAUAAUGUCCGACUCACCCAAGUGUCGGGCUCACCAGGUCUGAUUAAGAUCAAGCGGAAUCGGGCUCCAUCGCCGGGGCCAGUGGUCUACUUUCCCGCCCGCGAAAUGCAGAGAUCCGCGUCCACCACGAAUUCAUCCACCAAUAACAAUACCUCUAUUGGCUACGACUGGACGCUGCCGGAUAACAAGAAACUGGGACAUGUCUCGUCCGGAUUCUGAGGAAAAUCAAGGAGAAGGGCGCAUGGGAAACGGGUUAGCCUAGUCCACUAGUUUUGUAAAUAAAAAUAGCGCAUGCGACAGCUGUGGUCAAAAUAUUAGUAGGGUUAGCUAAUUUAAAAAGUGUGACGUACUGCCAAAUAAAUUGGGUUACUGAAAGAUUUUUAAAAAAUAAACUAAAAGAAUAUAUGUUUUGCAAAACCUUUAUUUAGAAAAGAAUCCAAUAUUAUUUAUAUUGUUCUUAAUAAAAAAAUGUAAUUACCGAAAUUGGCUAAAUGUCAAAUGAAUUGGGUUACUGAAAGAUUUUAAAAAUGAUUUUAAAGAACAAAUGAUUUUCACACGUCUACUCAAACAACAAUUUUUGUUUUAAAAUAAAGGCUAAAACUUUUGCUAUUUAAUUCCACGACUUUAUUUGGAGAUCUAAGCACUAAUGUUAGUAUAAUAUGUAAUUUUUUCCGAUUUUCUCAAAAUUUUUGUUGCCUUAUUAUAUGAGAUUUAAAUUUAUAAGUUGAACAAAUUUAUUAGAAUAUUUACUCAUCAAAAAAUUGACUUUUUAUUUUUGAAGUCAAUCAGAAUAAAAAGUUUUAAAAUUACAUCUACCAAAAAGGCAAUUUAAAAUAAUAGUUCGUAAAAAUUUUAAUUAAUAUCCAAAGACACUGCUUAUAUUUUGACCGCAGUUGUAAAUACUAUAUAUUAACUGUAAAGAAGGCAUAAACUAAGCGCUCCAAGCGUUGCGUUACUUUGUGAUAAGCGUUAAGUGUUUCCUUCCACAACUUCUCUCUACUACUCCUCCAAAACUUUACUCGUUGAUAUAGCUAUUAAGUCGGUUAGUCUUGCCAUCGAUCAGAUCAGGUUGAAGAAAACUAGUUUCUUUGACUGAAAAUUUAAUAUUGCUCUUUACUUACUUUUUCCUUUCAAUUUAUCUUGUUCAAACGAUUGAAUUUGUAUCAAUUUCGCACUAAAUUAGUCAUUGAAACUUUUCGAAUCCAAUACCGUUUUACUUUCCUUUGACCGAAGUUUUAUUUAUUAGCGUAUACUUCGGCUGUCUUUAAUUAAAUACAUUUUGCAACGCAUUUCUUGGUCGAACUUGAUGAAUGAUUUUCCUUUUCUUUGGCUGAUUUGGGUUGCCCGAACUUUUCGAUUUUCCUCACACUUUCCCGGAAACUUGGGUUCCUUGGGGUCCAGAAACCGAGGGCCACGGCAAUCUGUCAACUUGUCAGAAAGUUUUAAAAAUGCCGCUCAAAGUUCAGUCAGCUCAAAAGUUUCACCAGCAUUAUUUAGUAACCCAAAAAAACUCAAGUAGCUCAAUUUAACAGCAACUGCAACAAUAAUAAACAACAAAAAGAAAAAGACAUUUUCAGGUGUUCACAAAAGAAUUAUUUUUACUGCUGCUUGGUUCUCAAACAAAAAAAUAUAAUCCCCCCACGCUAUUGUGUAAAUAAAUUUAAGAGUUCUGUAAAUAUUUAUAAUUUAUCAAGUAUGCAAAGCAUAAACGUAAACCAAAGAUAUGAAAUUAGCUUUCAAUUCAGAUUACUGAAAUCCAGGAAAGGGGAUCUUAAAAUAUUCUUCAGAGGAGUUUGAUGGAUGAUAACAAAAAAAAGAAUAGAUAACAAAACAACAUUUCUUGCAUAUUUUAGAAAGCAUGAUAAAGUAUCUUAUAAUGAAA